Molecule: messenger RNA, 40805 nt
Organism: Pelobates cultripes (western spadefoot toad)
Lineage: Eukaryota; Metazoa; Chordata; Amphibia; Anura; Pelobatidae
Source: the annotation of a GenBank genome assembly
CUCCAUUAAAGGGGAGGAGGGGCGCGGGGGCUGCCGGGAAUUGUAGUCCCCAGCUUGAACUUGUGCCGUUCCCCCCAGCGGACCUGGAACUCCGAGUCCCGGCAGGCACCGCGGCCAUGCGCAUGCGCCCCGAGUGUCUGGAGCUGGUCUAUUAUGCUGCUUGGCUCCGGAUAAAAAGAAGAUCCAGUGGAGGGGCCGGACGGCCAGCGUUACGGGAGCUGCCUGGCGGGGGAGAAGUAAUGCAGUUCCCAUUGCUGUGUGUGUGUGUGCGCGCUGUGAGCGGCCCGGGAUCCCCCCCUCUCCCUCCAUGGUAGCGGCCGCUCCGGGCUUUGUGCGCGGAUACAAUGUAACAAAGCGAGCCGCAGCCAGCCGCCGCCAGCCGCAGCCUGGAUACAUUGUAACCGCGUCCUGCCGGCGGCUCCCACUGAGGGCCGGCUCCGGGGGGGGGAGGAGGGAGGGGAGCUGUGUGUGCGGGGGGGGGGCUCCCCGGCGCUCGCUCUGUCUCUGCCCGCGGGCUGCGCUCCCCCCCCCCAGCCCCGGGAGCGGGGCACAGGUUCCUGCCCGCCAUCUUUUAAAGGGGGAGGAGGGGGGGAGGGCGGAUCGCUGAGCCCGGAGAGCAACUAGUCCGCCUGGCUGUGAGAGGAACUGCGAUCCCAGGCUCCGUGCUAGGCCUCGGGACACAGCCUCCCCCCCGGCCAGCACGGCGCAGGCAGUGAUUAUGGUGUCUGAGGGAACCUGUGUGGGCAGAGCCAAGAUCUCAGGUGCUGUGUGUCCUCUCUGUCACUGUGUGUGUGUGUGUGUCCCCUCUCUGUCACUGUGUGUGUGUGUGUGUCCCCUCUCUGUCACUGUGUGUGUGUCCCUUCUCUGUCACUGUGUGUGUCCCUUCUCUGUCACUGUGUGUGUGUGUGUGUCCUCUCUGUCACUGUGUGUGUGUGUCCCUUCUCUGUCACUGUGUGUGUGUCCUCUCUGUCACUGUGUGUGUGUCCCUUCUCUGUCACUGUGUGUGUGUGUGUGUGUGUCCCUUCUCUGUCACUGUGUGUGUGUCCCUUCUCUGUCACUGUGUGUGUGUGUGUCCCCUCUCUGUCACUGUGUGUGUGUGUCCUCUCUGUCACUGUGUGUCCCUUCUCUGUCACUGUGUGUGUCCUUCUCUGUCACUGUGUGUGUGUCCCUUCUCUGUCACUGUGUGUGUGUGUGUGUGUGUGUCCCUUCUCUGUCACUGUGUGUGUGUGCCCUUCUCUGUCACUGUGUGUGUGUGUUCCUUCUCUGUCACUGUGUGUGUGUCACUGUGUGUGUGUCCCUUCUCUGUCACUGUGUGUGUGUGUGUGUAUGUCCUUCUCUGUCACUGUGUGUGUGUGUCCUCUCUGUCACUGUGUGUGUGUGUGUGUCCCCUCUCUGUCACUGUGUGUGUGUGUGUGUCCCCUCUCUGUCACUGUGUGUGUGUCCCUUCUCUGUCACUGUGUGUGUCCCUUCUCUGUCACUGUGUGUGUGUGUGUGUCCCCUCUCUGUCACUGUGUGUGUGUGUCCCUUCUCUGUCACUGUGUGUGUGUUCCUUCUCUGUCACUGUGUGUGUGUGUGUCCCUUCUCUGUCACUGUGUGUGUGUUCCUUCUCUGUCACUGUGUGUGUGUGUCCCCUCUCUGUCACUGUGUGUGAGUCCUCUCUGUCACUCUCUGUGUGUGUGUGUGUGUUCCUUGUCUGUGUGUGUCCUUUCUCUGUCACUCUGUGUGUGUGUGUGUUCCUUGUCUGUGUGUGUGUUCCUUGUGUCACUCUGUGUGUGUUCCCUCUCAGUGACUGUGUAUGUCCCCUCUCAGUGACUGUGUGUGUGUGUUCCUUGUGUCACUCUGUGUAUGUCCCCUCUCAGUGACUGUGUGUGUGUUCCCUCUGUGACUGUGUGUUUGUGUUUACUCUGUGUGUGUUCCCUCUGUCACUCAGUGUGUGUGUCCCUUCUCGGUGCCUGUGUUCCCUGUGAGCACCCCCUGAUUGAAUAGGUUGCUACUGACAGGGAACACACAGACUGUGUUCCCAGUCAGCAGAAAUCGUACACCCCAUUCAAAGUAAGUUCCCGGUCAGUGGUGUGUUCCCUGACUGAGUGUUGAAGUUGUACAAACUUGCUACAUCCUCAGGACAAGUGUUAAGUGGUGGAAUUCUUGUAGUAAAGGAUGUAUUGUUGAACAGUUGAAAUGUUAAAAUCUAUGCAGAAACUGCCUUAAAUGCACUAAUAUAAUUAAUGCAAACUAUUCUAUAUUGGUAACUUCUUGUUUUGCCCUACUUGUCUGGUAUGUUGAUGUUGUUUAGUAGCAUGAAUUGGUACAUUCCCUUGGUAUCUACUGUACUGCAUAAACUUAGAUAAAAGUUUAAAACCAAGGAUGGACUUGCUUGAUAUACAUAUUUUCCCCCUUCAAUUCAGUGGUAUUUAUCUUGUGUCAUUAUUGCAUGUCUGAAAUGGUAAAAUUACUUAAUUGUAAUUACUAAAACCAACCUGUUUACUGAACUCCAAAAUAUGAAUUCAUUUUUUUUUAAUUUUUUUUUUUUUUUUUUUCAUAAAUAGUUACUUAUAAUUGUCCUAAAAUUAAGUCAUCCAAAAUGUCACUCUUCUUCAAUUUAUAGUGUCUGGGUUUAGCAGGCUCUGUCAGGACUGUCAUCCUUAAAAGUUGAACUACCCUGAAUGGCUUACAAAUCAGGCUGUAUAAAGUGUGCCAUAGUUUGACAAACUUUUUUUUUUUUUUUUUUAAACUAAUAUUUGUGAUUUUAUAUUUUUACAAGAUAAACUUGUUUUCCCAGGAGGCUGUAGAAGUUUGUAAUUUUAUAAACAUUAGAUUUAUAUUGGUAUUUGAAUCUGCUGGAUUUUGCUGCUGGUUUAUGUUAUGCUGUUGUGUUUUUUGUUUUGUUUUUUAUCUGCUGGUGGUAACUAGACAUCUCGUUUUUUCUUAAUGUGUCAAUGCAGAUGUGCUAACAUUUAUUAUGGCAAACUUCUGGCCUCUGCUUUGACACAUAUUUGUUUGUAUAUCUGUUAGUCUAUAAUUAAACAUUUUCAUUUAAUAAUCAAAAGUUGCUGAUGGUGUUGGGUUAUUUUUUGGAAAAAAAAUUUUGUGGCUUUUUUUUUGUUUUUAUAAACCAAUUUGGAAAUUAAUGUGUGUGUGUGUGUGUUUAUAUUUUAUAUUUGUGUGUAUAUGUAUGUGUCCUCUCUGUCACUCUGUGAGUGUGUGUAUUACUUUAAUUGUUAAGUGUGCUCUAUAUUUUAAAGUGAAAUAUUGAAUAUUUUAUUAAAAAAAGUAGUCCAAAAUUCUAAAAGAUUUUUGCAAAGCAUGUUUUGUAUUGCAGUUGAGAAGUAUUCACAGACUGAGUACAAUGUAUUCUCAAUAGUUUACUGUUUUUUGAAAUGUCUUUAGAUUAGUGACUUUUGCUAUAUAUUGUAUAUUGGAUGCUAACCGUUUUGAUUGUUUUAAUAAAUUACUGCAUUUCUAUUUGUUGUUUAUGUAAUAAGUGUUUCUUCAAAUAUUUUUAGAUUAGGUUUAGUUUGUGGUAUUAUUCUAAAAAUCGUGCCUCUUGUGUAUAAUUUUGUAAACUGGUGCCGAGAUAGGUCAUUUUAUAUUGUUUGAGCACUGUACAUUUAGAGUCUUGUAUUCUCACAAUGUAUCUUGUCAUGCUUUAAAUAUUACAUUUUGUUAAUGGGGGGAGGGGGGGCUAAAUUUUAUUAAAAACAAAGAUUUUGGCUGGUUUACCCACGAGCACCAGACUGAAGUCUGGCUUCUACACUUUAUUUUUUUUUUCUUUAUCUGAAAAUAAAAAUGUUAAUGUGCACCCCAAAACAAAUGCCACCUAUUGCCAUCAUCACAAUCUGUCCUUUAGAGAUCUGAUUCUAAAAUCAAAUAACCCACUCAAUUAACCAUUGCAGGUCUGUAUAGAGGCACCAGUGGUAAAUAAACAGGCCCUCCAUUGUUACAUUGUCUAGGGACCUGGAAAUGAUGGCAACAUAUAGCUCUUAGUCCUUAAUGUGUUAAAUGCAUUACUCAAGUUCCCCCACCCCCCCUCGUCACUUAAAUAACUGUUCCUAAUAUGUGUAAAGUGGCUUAAUGUUUUGAAUUGUCUAGAAAUCUUUGUGUGUGUGUGUGUGUGUGUGUGUACAUUUUGCUUUUGUGGAUUUGUACUUCCUAAGGAUAUAGCACUUGUCUAGAUUUAAAGGGAUAUUAUUCAAGUGCUUUAGUCUGUUUGGGGUCACCUAUUGUGCCUUUAUUUAUUUAAGUCCAGCAGGAAGUUACAAAUGAGUUUCAUGUGGGAAGAUUGCAGCAGUGUUCAGAGCUUUGCUCACAAGAGCUUACAAUCUAAAGCGAGUUGUCAAACCUUUGCAGUGCAGUUGAACUCAGACUGCAGUUCUCAUAACUCCCACAGAGCUUGAUGGAAUUGUAGUCUAGUAUUUGAUUAGUCCACCCUUUGUUGUGUGCAGUGAAGAUGUGUAACUGUACAUAUUGAGAUUAGUUCCUAUCUCAGUAGAGUAUACAAUGUUAGUAUAAUAGCCCUUUGGGGAACACAUGUAAAAUUAGUUAUAUAACCUCUCCACAGGGAUUGCGGUGUGAAUAUAUGAUGGAUUAUCCCUCUUUUGGGGAAUAAGAUUGUUUUCCUCAUCUGUAAUUAGCCAAGCAGCUCGUAAACGUUGCUUCACCAGGAAACCUGAUUCUCUUGUUUUUUCUUUUUUUUUUAAGAAUAACAAGAUAAAAAUGGCCCUGAUUGCAGUCUACCUAUGUUGCCAAGCAUGGCACUGGCAAAAACACCACCCUCCUUUAGUGUGGGGGGUUGGGGGGAAGGGGAGGCUCUACAUGUUUUAAUUUGAGUUCAUCAUUUGUUUAAAAUGUGUCUGCUUGAAGUUUUUUGUUGUUGGACUAUAUAUUUAUCUAUAUAUUUUAUUCAGUGUCUCCAAGUCGCAUAAUAAAGAAUUUGCAGCUCUCCUGUUGUUUGGCAUAUUAAAGGCCAUGUGCUUUCAGACUCCACACCCCUCUCUGAAAGUAGAUACAGUACUUUCAACUGUAGUAGAGAGUCAGGUAUUACUGUCUCCUCUAAAAUUCAAAGUGCAACUUUCACAAACAAAAAACACAGCGGCAUUAAACGUGUAUGUUAUAUCAGCCGGACUAACAUACGCAUGGAUUUCUGUGAAUAUUUUUUAUUUCCACGCUAUUGGAGUUUAGUUUCACCAAACUCUUUAGUUAUGUCAUGGUUUUUCUUUUUUUUUUUUUUCUUCAAGUGCUCCGAACACAUUAGCAUCAUGGCGUCCUAUAACUAUUAUGUUGGCCAAGUUUUGGGGUCUGAAAUAAUUUAAUGCCACGGUUUGGUUUUUGUUUAACAAUACAGCAAUAAUGAGACUGGUAAAUGUUACUGUCUCUCUAAAUCUUCAGGGUGCAAAUAUUGCCCUUUGUAGUUUUGGAGCUAAAAUAAUGUUCUCUUUUUCCCAGACAGGACAAAAACUACACGCUCAGUAUUUUUUGGUGUUUUUACAGAGAAGACUGACAUUUCUGCCUGAAGAAUCUGUCUUCUGUAACCAAAGGAAGUCCAUUUAGAAGAUGAAAGUUAAACCAUCUUCUAAGGUUAAAAAAUAUUUUAAAGGGACACUAUAGUCACCUGAACAACUUUGGCUUAAUGAAGCAGUUUUGGUGUAUAGAACAUGCCCCUGCAGCCUCACUGCUCAAUCCUCUGCCAUUUAGGAGUUAAAUCCCUUUGUUUAUGAACCCUAGUCACACCUCCCUGCAUGUGACUUGCACAGCCUUCCAUAAACACUUCCUGUAAAGAGAGCCCUAUUUAGGCUUUCUUUAUUGCAAGUUCUGUUUAAUUAAGAUUUUCUUAUCCCCUGCUAUGUUAAUAGCUUGCUAGACCCUGCAAGAGCCUCCUGUAUGUGAUUAAAGUUCAAUUUAGAGAUUGAGAUACAAUUAUUUAAGGUAAAUUACAUCUGUUUAAAAGUGAAACCAGCUUUUUUUUCAUCUAUAAUAAAUAUAGAUUCAUUCUGAAAGUAAUUUGGAAAGCAUUAGUGUUCUGCCGCUUUCAGAAAUUCUUACUUCUACUUUUUUAUUUUUUUCAUAGGAUCUGAUUUUUGGAAAUAUGUGCAACAGGCAGAGCUUUGGUCCAGAGCUUUGUUUUUAUAUAUUUCUUGGAAGUUUCUCACUGCCAUAUGUCCCAUGUCAAGUUAUGUAACUAAAGUUUGGAAAUAUAAAAUUGUCGCCCUCCGAAAUGGAACAUGAUUGUGAUCUGUAUCCCUGGAUACACUGAAUUAAAAGAUGUAUGGACACGGUGGUCCCCAGAAAUCCUUGAAAGCUGCUACUAGUUAGUAACCACUAUUACUCUGUUGCCACAGCCAAGGAUUCUCUAUCUCUUGUGUUUGCAGCCUCAGAAUAAUUGGGCUCUUUGCUGCAGUGUUUAUAGCUGUCUCACCCAAAUACUAGCUGAGACUUGGUGAUGGGUGAUGAACUGGUUUAUUGGUAAAAUGUCACCUUUUCUAACUGGGGUGUCAAUUGAAGGUCUCCAGGGAAAACAAUACAAUUGCGACUUCACUGGCACCUUGAGGUCUGUACCUGAGCCGCUAAUUUAAUUAGCGGUCAGACACCUUGGCAUUGGGGCACAAAAUACAAUAUAACUUUGGUUCUCAUCCCCACAACCCCACACAACCGGUGUCUCCAGGAAGCUUGGAUCAGAGCACCCACCAGUCCAAAAAGCACCUGGAUCGGAUGUGGGGGGACUGUAGGGGUAAAUGUUGAUUAGUCUUUUAAGAGAGGCGUGGCAGCUGGGGAGACAUAUGCCAGUCCUAGGUGGUCCAUCACAAUCGUGUGGCAACCUUAAAUCAUGGGUGCCCAAUAGGUCCCCAGAUGUUUUAAAACUACAGCUUCAAUAAUGCUUUGUCAUUCUAAAAACAUUCAGAGAAUCAUGGUAGCUGUAGUUCUACAACAUCCUGGGGAUCUAUCUUUUGGGCACCCCUGCUUUAAAUGGUGCAGUUUAUUGGUUUUUUUUGUUUUUUUUUCUGAUGGAGGAAGUGACCAGUGGUGUGCCUACAUAUACGGCGGCAGUACCCUGCUAGCACCAUAAACACUAAUGGGAUAGGACAGGCAUAGGCAACCUUCGGCACUGCAGAUGUUUUGGACCACACUUCCCAUGAUGCUUUGCUGGCAUUAUGGGUGUAAGAGCAUUAUGGGGGAUGUAGUCCACAACAUCUGGAGUGCCAAAGGUUGCCUAUCGCUGGGAUAGGAUGUUCUUUUAAAGGAUCACUAUAGGGUCAGGAAAACAAAUCGGUUUUGCCCCCACCCUCAGGAACCCCUCCUGUGGUGCUGAAGGGGAUAAAACCCCUCAGUUACUCACCUUCUUCCACCGCCAGGCUCCCUUACCUCUCCUCCACCGGCGUCAGCUCCCCUAUCUGACGUCAGCGGAAUGGAAUGCGCAUAUGCGCCUCUAGUGGCUGUCCGGAAGACAGCCACUAGAGGCUGGAUUAACCCAAAAUGUAAACAUAGCAUAGCCUGUGUGUUUGUCAAAUCAUUGACUUAGUGUGUGUGACCAGCCCACCUCUGCGCCAGUACUAACACAGUGGCUGAGAAUCAAGAGGAUUUCAGCCAACCGAAUGGCUUCAGAUAGGAAGGGGGGGGGGUCUAUUGCGCAUGCGCAGCAAAACGCCACACUGCACCAGUCAGCAGCUAAUCACAGAGAUGCAUUGAAUCAAUGCAUCUGUAUGAGGAGAGUUUAGCGUCUGUUUAGUGACUGCCACCAGAGAUGUAACUAGGCUAUAAUGUAAAUACCGCCUCUUCUCAAAAGGCAGAGUUUACACUCCUAUGGCUGCAGGGACUGGAUAGAGAAACCAGAAAAACGACAUUAAACUGUAGUGGUUCUUGUGACUAUAGUGUACCUUUAAGAAUUGUAUAUUUGUCGUUGAAUAUAAAGCUUAGUUAGUUUAAAAAUACCUGGCUCCUAACUUUUUUUAGCUGGCUCCUAGAUUCAAAGAAAAUAUGUCAAGCCUAGAGUUAAACAAUAUAUAAAAAAGAUACAUGGGUAGAAAAUAUUAAUAAUGAACACUUCAAGCACCAUAACAACUGUGGCUGUAUAUCACUGUAGUUGUUAUGGUGCAAGUAGUGCCCUGGCGCCACUCCCUUGUAAGGAGUCUAACAGGUUUUGAACGGUUUGAUUUCUUGCCUGUGGUUGGCAGAGUGCCACUACCUGCCUCCACUGCCAACCUCCAAGUGCAGGAGGUUCCGAAACAGGAACUUCUGUCUGCUAUACAGGGCUUAGCUCAGGACAGCUAACAGAUCUUCCUUCUUAGUUAGCAGGGGAAAGGUGCCCAGCACAACCCAGGUAAGAAGUCAAAAAUAAAUAAAACCCAACACUGAUUGAUUCCAUACAGUGGGUAAUAGUGAGCUGUAGUGGUUAUGGUGAUUGGGGUAUUCUGUUAAUAUGCAUUUUAACAGGAGUGAUGGAUGUGCAAGGCAAAUGGGCAUAAACGUUAGUUAAGUUGAUUCCACUAGUCUCGUUAUCGUCAAAUUAUCCAAGAAGUGAAAAAACACGUUUCUUCAUUUGGAAAUAAAUCAUAAAAAAAAAUAUUUAAUUUAACUUCUGGCAAUUGGUGUACUUUCUGACCAUUAUUUAAUUUUUACAUAAUAAAAAAAGAAAAAUGUAACCUCUGAAAAUAAAAUAGUAAACCAAAACAUAAAAUAAUGGUACCUAUUGAGCAACCGUCUGGCAUUUCUUUCUAGUGCUGUAGAGCUAUGAGGAUUAUGUGUAUAAAGUUCUAAGUUCACUAUAAUAGAUUUUCUGUGCUCGUGUCAUUCUUCUGUAUAAAACUUUACUACAUCCUUCACGCACAUCAGUGGUGCCUUUCUUGUAGUGCGCCAAAAUACUCUAUCUUACCUCUACUUUUUAUUCCUCUUGGGAUAUGUUUGGCUUUUUAUUAAAGAAAAUAAGAAGUGGUGCAAGAAAAUAAUUUCUACUCUGAUACAUAAUCAAAUGAAAUCAUAACAUUACUGUUAAAGGGACACUAUAGUCACCCAGACCACUUCAGGUCAAUGAAGUGGUCUGGGUGCCAGGUUCCUCUAGUCACCAUGGCAACUUGGCGCCUGGGAUUUGUUGAGCUUUGAUUUAACUUGGUUGCUUAAAUCAAACCUGCUCAGUUGUUCAAAAGCCUUCAGGAAUGACCCUUCUACCUCUAGAGAGAUUGAAACAUGGAUUGAUUUAAAGGGACACUCCAGACCCCUAUAGUACUUCAGCUCACUAAAGUGCUUUAUGUGUGAAGCAUGUGUCCUUUUUGUAUUAUUUUACAAUAAGUGCAGCUUUCAAUAGAAAUAGGCACUCUUCUAAACUAACCUUGUUACACCUUCCUGGUUGUCAAUCAGACACAAGGUCCUUUUAUUUCCUGGUUGGCUCAGUCGCCAAUUGCUUAGAGCUCUUGCCUACUUCUCAUUGAGCUGCAUUUGGAAUUCUGUGUUUGGGCAGCCACAGAAAGUCUGGGCUGGGUUAGAAGGGGGGAGGGCUUGCAAAGACUUGCAGCUUUUGCAAGUUGUUUUCAAAGAAACCCACAAUUACACCAAAAUCUUUUUUACCAAACUGAUUGAUUUAUGUAUUUGGGCAGUGAAGUAUUCGUUUAACAUGACUAAUGAAUAUGUGGCUGGGGCAAGUAGCUUAAAAUAUGUUACAAACCGGAUUGUACACUAAAUUCUGAUUCUUAUAAUUUUUUAUUUUUUUUCCGUAAAUUAAAUCCAAAUGUAAGGAAAAAAUAGUCGAUAUGGGAAAUUUCUCCAACUCUGCCAUAGUCAUUUGGUCUAGUUAUGCCUCAAUUUUUCCAUUCUAUUUUAAUUUGCAAAAAUUCAGAGUUUAUUGAAUAACCUUUAAAGUAAUUUUUUAUGGUGUUAUGAGAAUAACCAUGAAUGUUUUCCUGAUACAUAUUUAAAGGGACUCUCCAGUGCCAGGAAAACAAACCCAUUUACUUGGUUGGAGUGCCCUCCCACCCCCCCAUCCCAUGUUGCUGAAGGGAUUAAAACCUCUCCAGCCACUUACCUGAAUCCAGUGCCGAUGUCCCUCGGUGCUGGGUCAGGCUCCGCCCACGCUCCUCCACCUCUGACGUCAGACGGCGGGGGAGACCUAAUGCGCAUGCACGACAGUAGCAGCGCGCAUUAGACCUCCCCAUAGGAAAUCAUCAAUGCUUUCCUAUAGGGAAAAUCUGACACUGGAGGUCCGUGAGGUUUCUAUUUCAGAAGCCCUCUAGUUGCUGUAUGUUAGACAGUCGCAGAGGGCAGACUUGGAGCUGCAAUGUUUUUACCCUGAACCCCUUUAAAACACUGACCCAGGUUUUACUGUUGGAAAUAUAUAUAUUUAUAUAAGUAACCCCUGCACUCCAACGAACAAAAAAGAAAACCAAUACCUGGUGCUCUGGUGGCUCAAUUAUAAGCAAAGAAAAAUACCGGCACUCAAAGUUUUUUCAAAAUCGACGUUUCAGCUCUUCUAGGGAGCUUUCAUCAGGACACAAACAUUCUUAAAACUGAAAAUACACUUAUAUAGGACAUGCAAUAAUAAAGUACUUACAUUCAGCUGGUGUUCAUUACCAUCAGCCGCCGGGUACGCCGUGCCCGCCAGCUUAAUUCAGAGCUACUUCCUGGUUAGUAAGUCAUCUGACCAGGUGUGCCGUCGUGAUUGGUUAAAUCCCGUGUUACCUGGGCAACCAAGGACGCUUAUGUCCGAUUGGAUGAGACACCUCAAUACCGCAAUUUUCAAGAUGAGACGUCGCUAUAGCAACCGGCGUGUAUCCCGGGGGCUAGAAGGAAACAAACGAGCAAAAAAAAAUCAACAAAACACAUGAUUAAUCGAGAAUAAUCAAAAUAGGAGCUAUAACAUUAGCUCACAGAUAUUUAAUUCCCCUAAAUCAACUUCAAGUCAAAGUACAUUUCCUGUGGGUAUAAAUUAAUAUAUAAAUUGAUAAUACAAAUUGCACAAAAAUGUAUGCAUAGUGAAAUAACCUAAAUUAUUGAUAAAAAAAUUUAGUAAUGAUAAAAAAGAAAUUGAUUAUAUCUAAUCAAUAAAAUAUCAAAAGAGCUUUAGUGAAAUCAUAAUAACUAUUAUAUAGCAAUCCUAAGUUGCAAAAAAAUAUAAUGUGAUAUGUGUAACACAAUCUCCAGUAUUAAUAAAAAGUGGUACAAACUUGGACUUUUAAAGCAUAUUCAUUUAUAGAUAUACCUCAUUUAUAGAUAUAUAGGGGUACACUUACUAUUAAGAGUUGAUGAGACUUACUUCUCUUCAUCAUAUACACUCAGAGAUAAGAAGAUAUUUUUAAAUAUGCUUUAAAAGUCCAAGUUUGUACCACUUUUUAUUAAUACUGGAGAUUGUGUUACACAUAUCACAUUAUAUUUUUUUGCAAUUUAGGAUUGCUAUAUAAUUUUUUUUCCCCCACAAUAAAUGGAGAAGUAAACUUUGGAAAAUCCUUGAGUGACGGUAUUUUUUUUUGUGUGUGUGUGUGUGUGUAUCUUGAGGAAGACCUGAAGAGGUCGAAACGUCGAUCAGAUGUAUGUUACCUAUUAUUAAAUAAUAUUGAGUUUUUUUUUACAAAGACCUGAGAGUGCAUCUCUUUCCUUUUUGAGAUAUAUAUAUAUAUAUAUAUAUAUAUAUAUAUAUAUAUAUAUUUAUUAUUAUUUAAAACCAGGGGGCUGCACUCACCUGAACAUACAUAAAUGGGGUGCUGCUGGGGGUCAAUACACAGGUGCCUCAUCCCAGGGCCCUAUUUAGCCUUGUACUGCAGAGAGUCCCAAAUUUUCCCCCCCAGUAAGUGGGUUAAUUUCAUAAGAGCAGAUAUUAGGCUGUUAGAGUAGGACCUGCUGAAUACGGGGUACAUUGGCGUUGUGGCAGGCUUAUGCAAUGUAUGAUCAUAUAAUGUAACUAAACACCCAUUAUUUUUACCUAGAUUAGAUAGAUAGAUAUAUAUAUAUAUAUAUAUAUAUAUUCCUAGUAAACCCUGCCCCCAACUCACCAGCUGUCAAUCAAUUUUAAACUGGUUGCUAUGCCUACCACCUGGCUCUGCUGUGGGCUACAUUUUACUGAAAUUCCAACCGAGUGAAGAUAUACUGAGACACAUAGGGACUACUUUGUCUCAGUAAUUUUUCCUACGCCUGAUGCUCCAAGAUGCUGGGUGUAGCUACUGCUGUCUAGAAGUGUCAGUCUCCCAGCUGUCACCAGUGACGGUUGCAAGGUGUGGGCCUGCAGUCUCGCAGGACACUCUAUAGACUUCAAUGCUGUACUUGAGCACAUGAGUGAGAGUACAACUGUGACGCUGGCUCCGCCAUGCGCGCAAUAGGACCUCACGGAAGAUGUCGGUGCCCUUGAGGGACAGGUUUAGGGAAGUUAAACUCUCCUUUCCAUGUCUUCCCGGGCCACCGGACCCCCAGUAGCGAUUUCACUGUCUCGGGUCUUAGCAAAUUAUGCUUUAAUUAUCACUUUUUAAGAGUAUGCUAUCGAUUUAUAAAAAUGCAGGCAGUGUAUAAAAUCAUACUGUAUGAAUUGGUUGUGGGUUUUAUUUUAUUUAUUGUUCCCCAUUACAUUCUGUAUUUUUUGUGUUUUUCACAAAAGUACAUGUGCUGUUUACUUUGUAAUCCUGUCAGAGAAGCCAUUUUGACGGAAAUAAAACUUUAUAUAUGGAAUUUGCCACCCUAUUUCUUAAAAAAAAAAAUAAUAAUAAAAAAAAUGUGUUUUUAUUAAAUAUGGGGAGCUUCCAUUGGGCUGCAGAGAGACCUCAUGUGGGGUAUAUUUUCUGCUGUCCCUUGUCUGUCAGUGCCUCGGCACGCUAUUUUUAAAUACGUUUUUCACCUAAUCUAUAAAUUUGUUGGCAAAACCUGCCAGCAUAAUGUAUAGAUGCAAUAUUGUUCUCAAUCUAAUAGGUUUCGGUUGUUUGGAGCAUGACCAGUGCCAUUGAAGGGUUUAUUACAAUGUGUAACCUGAGCCCAUAUGGGACUCUGCACCCAUGGUGCAUUUAUCAAUUGAAACUUAUAUUUCUUGAAAAACGCUGGAAAGGUUUUUAAAGGAACCCUCCGAGCACUCUAUUCACUACAGCACGCUGUUAUAGUGCCAAGAAUUCCCUGACGCCCUACCACAGAAAGUAGUUACGAUUUGACAAGUUAAGUUUGUCUUGCCAUGUGCUUAUGGUGUUUGGAGUGUUACUUUAUUGGACUAACAAUAUAUUGUAACAAGGAUCACCGCAUACUGCAAUACUCCUGUAAUAUAGGGCUGUGUGUAUAUAAUUUGCAGGAAUUGUUACUCCCUUCAUACAAAUACAACUUCCUGCUGACCAGGUUGGAAGCACAUUGUCCCCCCAUCCCCCGCUGUGUCUGUGGACAAGUAUGGGGACUAUCAGUCCUAGUCCAGCCUGCUAGGCCAGCUGCGAGUUUACAGCCUGGAACUUUAUCUUGCAAUGAUUAGAUAGUUCUUAUUUUAGUGGCCUGUUUGGUGCUGUUUCCUGAACCCUCAAUCAUCUCUGUUAAAAAGACAUUCAUCACUUGACACAUAUGUUUUUUUAAUAUUAUUAUUUUAUUUUUUUUUUAAACAAAUGUAAAAAUCAGAAUAAAGUAAGCAAAACUUUGAGAACUAAAUGUAAUACACAUUUCUAAACUUGCUAUAAAGCUGGUCAGAUUAUAUAUUAGGGUACACCUUUACGCUUGGAGAGUUGCACCUCCCUCCCACCAUCCCCCCCAACACACAACUUUUUAAUUUGAGACCAGUCCAUUAAUGACAAACUGGGGAUCAUUGUGCAGAAGCAGGACAGAGACGCCAGAUAUCCAAUCCUGCUCUGCAUGGUCACACUGAUCAGACUUCCAUUCUUCUCCCCUUCGGGAUGUUGCAAGGUGAAGGGAUCUUCCAACUCAUGUGUAAAUCUGUAAGGCAUGCCCAAAGCACUUUAACAGCAUUCCUAGGGAUAGGAUGCUAGUUGGACAAUCUGCAAAAAAAAAAAUUAUAUAUUUUUUUUUUGCCUGUAGUGAGGUAACAGCCUCCUUCAAAGCUUAUGUUUUUGAAUGCAAUAGUUAUCUCAAAGUGAUGCAUUUUUUUUUUUAUUUUUUUUUUAAAUUCUUUAUUUUUCAUUUUUGGUGCAUGGUAUUUAAGUUUCGCAAACAGGUGUGCAUGUAAGUGCUCCAAAAACGUAUAGAUACAAUGUCGUUUAAGUUUUGCACCAAUUUUGGGUCAGGCAGUAACUUAUUCAGGAAUAACAUUAACAUAGUAAGCUUUUCAAGAUGCUCUGUCGGGGUUUGUCUGUAUGUUUUGUAUACCCUUGUGUAUAGGGUGAGGCAUUAUGUAUUGUGUCAGCACUUGUGGAUUGUGGGUCUGAUGGUGCUAGCACUCCGUGUGUGUAGGGGAGUAGGUGCGGCUAUGGUGUGCCUGGGUAGCGUUAGGCUAGGUCUUUGUGUUGUGCUGGGUGAGUGAGUCUGUGUGCUAUGGUGGAGGGUCACAGGUGAUGCUUCUGGGCUGAUUGGUUAGGGGGCAGCGGGGGGGGAGGGGUUAGGACUGUGGACGCCACGUGUUUGGGCACAGGUUGUGCUGGUUCUUGUGGUGUUGUCUAGUUUAUGUCAACUAUGAUAUAGGGUAAGUGAGUCAUGAACCUGUGGUAGUGAAGCUUAGAUACAACGUUAAGCAUUAGUGAAGAAUAAACUAAUAAAAAAAAAAAAUGUAACUAACUAAACAGUGAGGUCUCAACAUGAAAGGUAUGCCACUGUUGUGUUGGUAAGGCUGGAGGUAUCAGUCCACACCCUUCAGGGUACAGGGUGUUGUGAUCCGUUGGGUCCCGGUACGAACGGGAUGGUACUCUCAGGAUCCCACUAAAGGCUUGGAGCCCCUUUUGGUGCGAAAAGUACAAAAUCCGUAGUUUUUUUUUAUUUGGUAAUCUCUAGCAUUGUUAUGGUUUAUGUAUUUAUUUUGGGUAGUUCCUGAAUAUGACGUACCAGGUCCAGUUACUACAGACCCACUGAUAGUGGCAAGGGAACUUUACUUGGGUAUUAAAAACCAGACGUGCAGCUGUAAACCCAGAAACAUUCUCGGACAGUUAGAUCAUCUUGUGUUUAUGCCCCUUUAAGACCUCAAGGGGGCGUUGGUGUCUAUGUUUGGCCGUCUGUAUUAUAUGAUUAGUUUGCCAGCAGCCACCCUGGUUCAUUCAUAGCUGUCCCCGCUGUUACCAGGAGCCACUUGCUUCUCUAUUUUGUCUGUUCUCCUUCACUUAGAACCCGGCUGGCUAGGAUCCAAUAGCACACGUGCAUUUGUGUCCUGGAGUAUACUCUUACAAGGUGCAAUGCCAGCAAUGUCUCUUCUGCUCAAAUCCUUUCUGAAUUGUUUAUAUCUUUUUUUUAUUUUUUUAUUAUUAUUUAUUUUUUUACUUUAUUUUUUGUGUGUGUAAUUUUUAUUUUAGUUUUUUGUUUUUCAUUAUAAAAAAAAAUAAUAUAAACAUAAAGUACCGGUAACCUUCUAUAAGAUUAGUUUUACAAAUCAUAUUUUAAGGACGAAUUGGCUAUGUUUUCAUUCUGGCUAUUUUUCCCCAAACAUUUGAAAUUCACUUUGAAUUCUCGAGUUCACAUUUUGGUGAAUCCAUCUUGAUGCUAAAGUGGGUUCAGCUCAUAAAAAAAACAAAACGAAAAAGAACUAUAGCAUUCCAAACCCCUGUCCCUAACGCUAUAGUGUUAUCCUCGUCUUUUAUAUUCUGCUGAACACCUACUUUAUAUACUGCAUGGGAGCAAUGGACAAUCUGAGAAAAUCACAUUAAAGAUCAUUUUUAUUUUAUAAGAGGUUAAUAAUAAUUUGUUUUAAAAAGAGCUGAGCCAUAUUGCAGAUGUAGACUAAUUUGUAUUAAGUAUUUUUUUUGUUUUCAUGUACCAAUAUGAAUUUAUUCUGUAUACGGCCAUCUAGUUACGCCUUAUAACAGUCGUUAUAUUCCUCACAAAGCCCUAUGUUUGUUUAAAUUCUGCUUAGUUUGGCUCCUCAUACACUAUGUUCUUCUUGUCCAUCUGUUUCACACCCUGCAGUAUCGAGAAAACGGACCUAGAGAUUGAUGUACCAGGGGAAGCCGAACCCAGAGCUGCCGAGUAAUUUCUCUAGACUCCUGCCUUUCUGAUUUCUACCAGCGUCGGGAAUGACCUCACAAACAAAGAUGGCUGCCUCCUGACUCCUGAUUGAAACAGUAAGAUUAACAUAUAUUUUCUUUAUUCGUGCUCUGGUGUGAAAUCAGUUUGUACCAUAUAGGAGGCACAUUCAGAAAAUGUUUAUUUUAAAGGGACGCGAGACCGAAGUUCACUUCUUUUCAGUCAUUGUUCUUAUACAUUGAAGUUCUGGUUGUGGUGUGUGUUUUUAUGUUGUCCUGUUUUUUUUUUUUAAUAUCUAAGUUUUAUGACCGGUGAUUUGUAUAUUAUGUGCAGAGAUCCAGUUCUACCAUGCUUUCUGGGGCACAGACUAAUUUUCACGUCGCCUCUUCUUCAUACAUCUGUAAAAUGUUUUGGUACCUGUUGAUACAUGACACGGCAUCGUGUUUACCAUUUUAAUCUCAAUUAAUGAAAUGGCACAGUCCACGGCAUGAUAUCACUAAAUCAGUUGGCAAAUUGUAUUGAAUAAAGGGACCCAGUAUGCACUAUAAUUGCUUCUUCUUAUCAAAGUGGUUAUAUUGUCUGGAGUGCCUAGCGCUGUUGUUCCAUUCUAUGUUAAAUUUUAAUGCUAAGCAAUAGUCCCAAAGGUCCAUCACCCUCUGUGCUGCUUGGACUGAGGAAUCAUUAGCCUGACUGAGCUGAGCAGCAAUAGGCGACUGUGAUUGGCUGCAAGUGUCAGCUGACAGCUUUCAUCCUAUCACAGCGCCUAUUGCUGGUAUGGCUAGAAGGAAGUGUAUAAUCUGACUUAGCCACUCCUUUGGUGGAGGCCGGGCUGUGUGAAGCCAGCAAUCCUCAUUCAGUGUUAAAUGGUUUGAAUAUGGCUUAAUGAAGGGACAGUGCCAGGGGAUUCCACGCAUUAGAACUUAUUCAACAAAAUGGUUAUAGUGCAUACAGUGUCCCUUUUUUUUAAUGCUGUUUUUGUUUAAAGGACCACGCUAGGCACCCAGACCACUUCAGCUUAAUGAAGUGGUCUGGGUGCCAGGUCCCUCUAGGAUUAACCUUUUUUUUUUUUUUUUUUAAUAUAAACAUAGCAGUUUCAGAGAAACUGCUAUGUUUAUAAUAAGGUUAAUCCAGCCUCUAUUGGCUGUCUUACUGACAGCCGCUAGAGGCGUUUGCGUGCUUCUCACUGUGAAAAUCAUUGAGAAGACGCAAGCGUCCAUAGGAAAGCAUUAUGAAUGCCGUGCAUGCGCAUUCAGCCGAGGAGGCGGAGGAGAGCUCCCCGCCCAGCGCUAGAAAAAGGUAAGAUUUAACCCUUUCCUCGCCAUCCAGCCCGGCGAGAGUGGGACCCUGAGGGUGGGGGCUCCCUCAGGUCACUAUAGUGUCAGGAAAACGAGUAUGUUUUCCUGGCACUAUAGUGGUCCUUUAAACCGUUAACCCAUCUAUAAUUCAGACUGCAAACAAGUCUCUAAACAUGCAUCUUAUUACUAGAUUAAUGCAAAAAAAAUGGCUGCUUUUGAGCGGUUUACAGGGAAUCAUUAAGCCAAUAUUUUCUUGUUCAAAGGAAGGGUUUAUGAACUGAACGAUGUCUUAUUUUGGGUUGUUUUUUGCCUGAACUACUGUAUUUGUUUUCUGAUUCAGGUUCUAUGAUUGGUCCUCCUGAAAUGGGAUGUCGUUCCCAUUUGGGGGCCAUAAAGGAAAAGAUUCUGCUGCUGAACUGCCGCAAACAAAAGUGAUCUAGCGACAGGCAAAGAUGUCUGUAGUGACCACAGCGGCGCAGGCUCCGCAGGGGCCGGUCAAUCUUCCUCCUCCUGAAAUCACAAAUCCUAACAAGCCUGGGCGGAAAACAAACCAACUCCAAUACAUGCAGAAUGUUGUGGUGAAAACACUUUGGAAGCAUCAAUUUGCAUGGCCGUUUUACCAACCUGUGGACUGUAUUAAACUAAAUCUUCCUGUAAGUCAAUGGAUCCUACCACACGUCUAUAAUCCAAGAAUGUUUUUGACCUUGUGUGUGUCUUCAAGUGGCAGUGUAAUAGCUAGUUCAUAGCUUAGACUGAACCAAAUGGCACAACAGAGUGCAAUUGUCACUUGACAAAGAAUCUUGUGAAUAUUAGAUUUACAAUGGCUAUAGAUCAGCAGUGGCCAAACCAUAGAUUCUCCGCUUUGGUAGAUCAUUCCUUCUUACGAUGUAUUGUCAGUCAUAAAAGCACAUGAAUCACUUCACCUUUAAUUUAUUUUUUUUCACCAGCAAGCAAACACUUUUUAAAAACAAAUAUACAAACUAAACCACGAAAACUUUGAAAAGGAUGUAAUGCACUUUUAUAAACUUGGGCAGAUUGCAUUAUUGGGCACACCUCCCAGCUAAGGGAGCUUCAAAACCUGUUCACACACUCACAUUUCAGACCAGUCCACUAAUAACACCGUCAGGUUGUUGCAAGGUGAACAGAUCUUCUAUCUGCACAUGUGUAAAUAUGUCUUACAUGCAUAAUGCACUUUUUCAGCAUCCCUGGGGAUAGGACACUGAAUGGUUAGAUCAGUGCUGACCCGGGUGGGUGUGCAAAACAUGCAAAAACAAAAUCAUAUUAAUCUGCUUUUCCAGCCUGCAGAGUGAAGCAACCGUCUCAUUCAAAUCUAAAGAUGUGAUGCAUGUACCAUUAAGACUGUAUCCAAUCUGUUAUAUUGUAUCCACCUUUAAAAAUAAUAGAGAGAUGGGAACAUAGCGUGAUACAGUUUAAUUUAUUAAAAUCACCUUAACGCUCCUAUAUGAAAACUCUUACAAGAGAAUAUGGUGGUUCUCGUCUCCAAGUACCUCGAAUAACACAUAAUGUACGGUAUAGUAUGCAGGAAACAGUUCAGGGUUGCCACUCCGUGUGUUCACUGCUGUGGUCUGCUCAGUGCACUUGAGCCGGGUGAGAUAGUUUGUCCCUCUGAAGAACGCCAAACCCUGCUUCUGCCUAAACAACGUCCGUACUCUUCGCGAUAGUAGGCUGAAAUGCCACCAGCACCAUCAAUGUGUUUCGCCCCAGUAAAAGAGGCUUUCUCAAGAUGUUAAUCUUGAGAGCCUUUUAAGAGAGAUUUUAAUUUAAUUAAACAGAACUUGCAAUAAAGAAAGCCUAAAUAGGGCUCUCUUUACAGGAAGUGUUUCUGGAAGGCUGUGCAAGUCACAUGCAGGGAGGUGUGACUAGGGUUCAUAAAAAAAGGAUUUAACUCCUAAAUGGCAGAGGAUUGAGCAGUGAGGCUGCAGGGGCAUGUUCUAUACACCAAAACAGCUUCAUUAAACUAAAGUUGUUCAGGUGACUAUAGUGUCCCUUUAAGGGGACUUUAAUAAAUCAAUAAAAUGUAUCACGCUAUGUUCCCAUCUCUCUACUAUUUCUAAAGGUGGAUACACUAUAACAGAUUGGAUACAGAGGUGCUCAUACCAACUAAGAGCUGGACAAUGUUGCAAAUUAAGUAUUACAGUCACUAUCAUUCCUCCCCUGACACCUGAUAACAGAACUUUUGGACAGAGUUUUUAUAUACUUUUAUAUAUUUCUAUAUUCGUUUACUAUACCGAAAUGAUGUAUAGUGGGCCAGAGACAUUGGCAGGGGAUCAGUGGGAUGAGGGAAAGAUGCUAAGCACAGUGCUUACAGCUAUGAGCCACAGUGUGGUAGAUGCAUGUGAUUACCACUUGAAAGAGAUCUAUUCUCUAAGGCAGUAGUGAUGGGAGUUGAGAUCUUUAACUGUCUGGGUAGCCAUACUACACAAUGGCUUAUCGUGACCUUUCGGAUGGUUUAUAGACUAUAUUUACCCUAAAACCUGGCAAGGCAUCAUGGCACAUAUUUACAAUUCAAUUCAAGGCUAUGGUUGGCCAUUUCUCUUAUAGGAAAUGGACUUUUUUUCAGGGGCAUAAUGAAUUUCUUUUUUUUUUUUUUCUUUUUUUUUUUCUGUUCUGGCAGGACUAUCACAAAAUAAUUAAGAAUCCAAUGGAUAUGGGAACAAUAAAGAAAAGGCUUGAAAAUAAUUAUUAUUGGAGUGCCAAUGAGUGUAUGCAGGACUUCAAUACUAUGUUUACAAACUGUUACAUUUAUAACAAGGUAAGAAUGGUGUGUUGCAUAUUCGUGUGGAUAUAAGAUAUUCCGAUUGUCUUACUAGAAGUAGUCUUAGUGCUGCAGUGUAAUGUUUGUAGUUUGUCUAAAACUGCAGUUUUACAUUACAGGACUAUGAGCUGAAGCGGUCUGGGUGCCUGUAGUGUACAUUUAAAGGGACACUAUAUAGGCACCAUGGCAACUUUAGAUUAAUUAAGCUGUUUUUGUGUAUAGAUCAUACCUCACUGUCUCACUGCUCAAUUCUCUGCUAUUUAGGAGUUAAAUCACUUUUGUUAUCGUUUAUGUAACCAGAGAUGUGUUGUUAAUAAUGUGAUAUUACAUAUUCGCUAAAUGUCUUGUCUAAAACCUUUGACUUCGGUACCUUGGAGCACAAUUCAGUGGGUUUGUAAUGCUAUGUUUGCUGAUUGCUGACUUGUCAGUGAUAUUUUCCAUCGGGCUACAGCCAGGUGCGUGAAUGUGCAUUGGCCUUGCACCUGGUUACCUGGUCUGUCAUCCAGACUGAUACAAGGUAUUUUGAGCCUCCUGUACAUAACAUUCUAUGUAAGAUAGAUCAUUCGUAGCCUGUUCAUGCAACAGGAGGUCCUCCUUUCUACACCCCAUUCUCGUGUUGAGAUAUAUUGAAACACGAUUCAUAUCUGCAUAUGUGGAUUGAAUAAUAAAUCUCUUAACUGGUGUGCCAAAAUAAAAAAUAAUGGUCUUAUUUUGUUUUGAUGGAUACUCCCUAAAUAAGUUGCAGAGAAGGUUUAUGUCAAACUUAUUUUGAUUGUUCGUUCUCCACAUUUCUUAGGUGAAAUGUUUUUUUCUUAUUUUUUUCCCCUUUAGAAUCCUGUGAUAUAAUCUGUGCAUUUUAUGGGAUGGCUUAAUUUGCUAAACUGUAUCUAAUGGGUAAAUGUUUCUUUAGUCCACAGAUGACAUUGUUUUAAUGGCACAAGCCUUGGAGAAGAUUUUCUUGCAGAAGGUAGCCCAGAUGCCCCAAGAGGAAGUAGAAUUGUUACCCCCAGUGCCAAAAGGCAAAGGGAAAAAAUCUGCACCCACAACACCACAGACCCCAGGUAUUUUGGCCUUGCUGCACAUUGUGUUCUGAGAAGGUCAUAAGUGUAAGACAGUGACCAUCUGAUGUAGCCAGAUCCCGGUAGUAAUAUUGAUGGCACAUUGGAGAUUGCAUUAACUGCUCUGCUGUUCUGAUCCCUGGAAACAAUUGGUACAUAUAAAUUCCCUGAAGUCUCUGCAAGGCUAACUAUUUUUAUGAAUAUUCAUGAAAUUGUCAAAUUAUAGCGUCUUAUUUCAUUAUUACACAGACCAUUUUCCUGGCUUCUACUAUUUGAUGUGACACCAUUGCCCAGGGGUAGUCAGUAGGUACCUCCCCAGAUGUUAUUAAACUACAACUUCUUUAAAUCAACUGCCAUAAAGCUUUGCCAGCCCUUGUGGUAAUUGUUCCCCCACAGCUGAAACAUUACUGGUUUACUAGCCCUGAAUGAAUUAAAGACUUAAUAAAGAAAUGACCUCAAUAUCCAAUGGAUUCAAACGUGGGUUCCAUGAUUAAACUGUCAAUUUCUUUGGGGGGGUGAAUUGGUGGCGUGGAGGUGUUUUUAUUAUUUUUUUCCCUCUCAGAUUCAAGUUUAAUUUUUUAAAAUAUAUUUUCAUCUGGGCCUGCUUGAACAUAAAUGACAGGGGGGGGGGCGGGCGGGGGUUAAGCCACCGUGCCUCUAGCGGCGAAUUCUGAAACGUUCCCAAUCAGUGACCGUACCGCUUUAAACACCAACUGCCACUUUAUUCAAAAGAGGCAACUCCAGUAUUGUCACCUGCACAAGGAAACACUGUGUGAUCUUCUGGUGGUAAUUACUGCUACAAUGUAUCACUGCCACACUUACUAUAGUAUAGUCACAGCUCCAGGCAGCAGAUGGCUGGAUACUAUGUUAUAAUCCUACAUGUAUACAUUUAUAAAUCCCUUUUAUCUGAAAGAUUCUGCCUGAAGGAGAGCUGUUACUAGCUGGCCACCCAUUACUAGACACCAGGAGAUUUAUCCUCUCUACAUUGCUCCUUCACCACUGCCAGGCUGUUUUUAGGGAGGAGAGUGAUUAAUUCCUUGAGUGAGUUAGGUGUGGGGCUAAUUAUUUGUCAACUGUGUAGAUAGGUAGUUGUGAGUGGAGGAUGACCAUUUAGGGUCAUUUUAGAGGACUUGGCUAGGUGAGUUGGUAAAAUAGUGUCUGUCCCAGUAAAACCUUGUACACAUUCAUAAACCUUGCAUAUUUACAUUUUUACACUGUCUAUAGAGGAAGUGCCUAGAUUUGACUGGGCCCAGGUCUGCCUUGGCUUAAAAUGUAGCUACAUCACCGGUACACUGUCAACUGUAAAUUCUAUAUGAGUGAUGUGAGUUUUGCCAACUGCUUGGUAUCUGCAAUUAUGCAAAGGGUUUUUAAUUAAAGUGAAACAUCAAAGUGAAUUUAACAUAGAAGGCUAGAAAACCGUACGGAAAGCAUGCUUACCUUAGGCCAUUUUUUCAGUUAAGCUAGUUUGAUCUUCAAUUUGAAAAUCACUUUGAAUUCUCACUUGGUGUUACAGAUGUGCUUUUUUUAAUGUGCUUUAUUCACUUUUUGUCAGUAGAUGGCAGUGUUGUGUGUAAAUAUUGUUUAUUUUUUAUUUUUUUGAAUUUCUUUUUUUAGAGAUUGUGUUUUUUGUUGUCCUGCACAAUCUGAAUUUGUUUUAUCAUGUCAGUAUUACGUUUUAUAUUUUGAUAACAUUGUGGCAUAUUGAAACGGCACCGUUUGUAAUGGCUUUUACUCUCCAUAGUCCCAGAGCCAGAACUGCCUGUGGAGAAGCCGCCCUCUCCAAAGGCCGCAGUAGUUGAGCGCACUUCCAGUAGACGAGCAGAACCCGCCAUGGAACGCAGGAGGGAACGAUACAAAGGUAUUCUAAAAACUGUCAUUACCCCGGCGGCCUUUGUCUGUAAUAAAAGGAGUAGAGAAGGGCGUUCUGUGAUACUGGAGGUGCAGACCUCCUGCUGCCCUUCUUAGAUUACAAGGGACAGCAGACUGGACUUGCCUUUCCACAUCCAUCACUCUCCUCCCGACCUACUAAUACUAUUUGUCAAUGCAUACAACGUAGCUGACAACCGCCACAGUCAGUGUAUAGGUUCCAUCGUCUUUCCUAGUUGAAGGUUAUCUUGGGUCUUGUGGAAUUUUUUUUUUUUUAAUUUAGAAUAAAGUGUUACAUUUGCAGGUAUUCUCUAUUUUAAGGAGGGGGGAGGGGGGAUAGCAGGAGCAGACAUUUGCUGUACCAUUGCCCACCCAGUCCUGGGGUAUUUUUUUUGUCUUGUGAUUUUGAUAGAUGUUACAUUUGCCAGGUGGAGACGGCGGAGCGGGGCUAAGGGAUUAAUGGCAGUAUACCCCUGGUUAACUAUCUCAAGCCUCUAACAAGGCACAUUGUUGCUUUUACUAGAGCUGAUCCAGAUAUCAAUAUUUAAACUUUUCGAAAAUACUGGUGUUUCUUUUUAAAGGGUCAAUCCAACCCAAGCACCUUAACCACUGGAGUGUUUAUGGUGUAAGGACUCUAUGGAUGUAGUACUGCUGGUUUCUCUCAAACUGUUAGGGAAAAAAACAACCCCAAAAAAAUUGAGGAUUACCUUUGGGAAGUUUCACUUUUUUAAUUGAGCAUCCAAAAUAUUUCUACUCUUAUGCAGUGUUUAAAAAGAACUUAUAGGGUUAAAAGCAAUUCAGAGCAGCCUGUGUCUAUUUUCCUUGCACAGUGCUUCAUGCUCCUUGUCGUUGGUGGCCAUACAUAUGGCUUAAUCUGAUGUAAGUAAAAUGUUUGUGUAAGCAUCUGUCUGUAAUUUUAAUUCCCAUUCGAUUACUCCUGUAUGUGGUAUAAGUACACAUUUUCUGGCAGUUCCAUUAUUAUUUCCACUUAUAUAGCACAAACAGAUUCCGUAGCGCUUUACAAUAUUUUAAAAGGGGGGAUUUAACUAUAAAUCGGACAAUUACAAGAAAACUUACAGGAACGAUAGGUUGAAGAGGACCCUCCUCAAACGAGCUUACAGUAUAUAGGAGGUGGGGUAUAAAACACCUUAGGACAGGAAAUAGCAAUCAAAGUGGGAGUGAAGCAGAGCUGGAGGAGAGAGUAGAGUGCUGCCCUUUAGGAGAGGUGUGUGUGCGGUAGAGGUUACUCUGGGAGGCCAUAUGCUUAACUAAAGAGAUGGGUUUUAAGGCACUUCUUAAGCGAUUGAAGACUAGGGGAGAGUCUGAUGGCAGUAGGCAGGCUAUUACAUAGGAAGGGAGCCGCCCGCGAGAAGUCCUGUAAGCGUGAGUUGGCUGUACGGAUGCGAGCAACAGACAGGAGAAGGACAUGGGCUUUGCGGAGAGACCGAGAAGGGGCAUACCUAUGGAUCUGUGAAGAGAUAUGAGGGGCUAGAAUUGGUCAAUGCUUUUUAGGUAUGGGUUAGCACUUUCAAUUGACUUCUCUAGGAUACAGGAAGCCACUGUAAGGACUGACAGAGGGGUGAGGUGUGAGAGGACCGACUAGAAAAGGAAAAUCAGUCUGACGGCAGCAUUCAUUACAGACUGUAGCGGGGCCAAUUAGGAGAGGGUUACAAUAAUCCAUGCGGGAAAUUACUAGAGCAUGGACAAGCUCCUUAGUAGCAUCUUGUUUAAGAGCGGGGUGGAUGUGGGCUAUGUUUUUAAGGUGGAAUCUACAGGAUUUGGCAACAUGCUGGAUGUGAGGCCAGAAUCCAGUAUGACACCAAGACCGCAUUCGUGUAAUACAUGGGUUAAACACAGAUAUCCAAGCAUAUCUGAAAAGGACAUUAACCUAACACCUAACCUCAGGAAUUUGUGAAAGCCCCUGCUGGCGUUACCUGGGACUCAAUCUCUUUUGCUUCUGUCCAUGCAUCCCUAGCCACACCUCUACUGGCUGUGACUGGUACAGCCUGCAUGAAAAGAAUGCUUUAAUUUUUAAUCAGAUGCUAACUUGCUUUCAAAGUUUUUCUCUUCUGUUCUGUGAACUUUAAUCACAUACAAGAGGCUCAUGCAAAGUCUAGCAGGCUAUUAACAAAGCAGGAGAUGAGAAAUUCUAAACUAAACAGAUUUUGCAUUAAAGGGAGUAUAAACAUUAGAUGACUCUAUACAGGAAGUGUUUAGAAAGGCUGUGCAGGGAGGUGUGACCAGGGCUACAUAAACAAAGAUCAGUGAGACUGCAGGAGCAUGAUCUAUACACCAAAACUGCUACAUUUAAAAUUGUUUUAGUGACUAUCGUGUCCCUAUAAUAUGAGCGAAGCAUUCACCCUAGCACAUUGCAAAAACACUUGGCUGGAUAGCAGAACCUUCCUGAAUAUAUUAUAGUAUAUUAUAGUUCACUAGGAACAUCAGAUCUUUGUUUUAGAACAUAUCGAUGGUCCUGUAAGAAGUACUGUAGUUUAUGCAUUUAGUACAUUGUUGGGAUGUUAUCUAUUGUAGCUGAUAGAUAUGUUAUGUUGCACCAUUUACCAGGCCACAUUGUACCAAUGAGUGCAAUGACACCUGCUGCAUGAAUCAAUUCUACUGUUAAUGUGUAAUGCUUUAAUUCUGUUCAAUAAUAAAUCUGCGCUCUUUUAAAUUCUAGGUACAACGCAGGCCCCAGCCGUCUCCACAGUGAGCCCUACAGUGCAGCUUACCAACAUUGCCCCUCUGAUCGCUCAGACGCCAGUCAUUGCUGCCACUCCUGUGCCAACCAUAACUGCAAACGUAGCCCAACCUGCAGCCGCUGCACCCCCAACUCCUCCAGCUGCUCCUGUUCAAGUUACUCCUGUCGUCCCUCCAGCACCCACCGUUGUCAAGGUGAGUGGAAUCUUCUAUUUGCUGUGAUUUCCUUUUUUUGAGAUUUCUUUUACGUGGUUAUUGCUGGGGGUUUCUUGUAUUUGAUGACUGAAGGUGUUUGGGUGUGAAAUAAAUAGCUAGUUUCAGGGGGCUUGUCUUUCUGUUUUCCAUCCUGUUUCUCUAGCUGAGCGUCUUUCUCGCCUCUCUAGACAUUGGUCUUUCCUCUGCUUUCAGGCCAUAACUUACUAUUGGUCGUUCCAUGUCUGGGUUAAUGAAACUAUGAAAUCGGAGUGAAUGAACAAAGUAAUAUGUUUCAAUUUCUAAUUGUGUUCAUGAUAUAUUUUAUCCUUUUCUCAGAAAAAAGGAGGAGUGAAGCGGAAAGCAGACACCACAACGCCCACGACCUCUGCCAUCACUGCUAGUCGCAGCGAAUCUCCUGUACCCGUCUCGGAGCCCAAGCAAGCUAAGAUCUCAAACAGGAGAGAGAGCGGCGCGCGACCCAUAAAGCCACCAAAGAAGGACUUGGAAGAUGGCGAGGUGCCGCAGCACGCAGGCAAAAAGGGCAAACUGAACGAACACCUGAAGUACUGUGACAGUAUUCUGAAAGAGAUGCUGUCAAAGAAACAUGCUGCAUACGCCUGGCCCUUUUACAAACCUGUGGAUGCAGAGGCCUUGGAACUGCAUGACUAUCAUGAUAUAAUCAAGCAUCCCAUGGAUCUCAGUACUGUUAAAGUAUGUCCACAUUGCCUGCCCGCUUUUGCAUGCUGCUUGUUCUGUCCAGCCGGGCAAGCUGUCUGUGCAGCCAUCAUUUUGUGUUUUCUGUGAACCUUUCUUUGUGGUGCUUAAGAAGUGGGUCACUGGUAACCUACAUCAGUUGUUGGUCUAGUAUUCUAACCUAGAGCCAUUCAGCCCAGCAGGAGGAAAGUAUCCCUCUGAAUUUGUUGGUCAAGCUAUGCUUCAGAAUGACAGACCUUCAUAAUUUUGGCAAAUAUUCCCAUUGCCCUUUUGUGUUGUGUGAGGUUUGUCUGAAAUGGUCAGAUUCCUAAACGAAUGUGUAGACCCACCUGCAGACCUAUACUAGAGAGGACGGAAGCCAGUGAUGAGCUGUCCUUCAAACCUUCCAGUCUCUCCCCAGAUGGCUGAUUGUCUGGCUGGUGGACCAGUCACUUGUUCUCUGAGCUAGUAGAGCAGAGCAUUGCCGGCACUUACAAUAGACCCCCUUUCUGUUGUAUAUGUAGAGCCCACCAACUAGCCACAAACUCCUUGUCUCCUCCCAGUUAAAUUUUAUAUAUAUAUUUAUUAUUAUGGCAGUGAAAUGCCGCCGCAAUAUGAAGUGUUGUGUAAAGUACCUACCUUUUUAUGAAAAAUGUCAGAAGUGUUCCGUCUUACUAGGACUUUGAAUUUUAGAAACAUUAAUAUUUGUCUACUCAUUGCAACGUGCUAAACGGUAGAACGUUCAGUGUUUAUUCGUAUCAAUAAUGAGAAUACACAUGGAGAUUGCAGCAGUGCAGAGAGAAAGUGCAAAUGUUCAGGAAUGGAGGCUCUGUGUGAAAUCUCUUCUUCAAGCUGCAAAUUAUACAAACUGUCGAAUGUGGAUGCCAGAAAGCUUUCACCCCAGUAAUGAAAUUUUAUAUUUUUUUCCCUUUCAUAAUAAAAUCACAUUAAAGGCCUACCCAUGAGUUCGCUCACAGGGAGUGGAGCGUAUGUAUGUAGGGGUUGUGUUGUGUUAUUGUAGAGGUUCUAAUGUGUGUGUGUGUGUGUGUGUGUGUGUGUGUGUUCUUAUGGAAUGUAUAGGGAUUACCAGUUUGUGUAAGGGAUGUAGUGGGUGUUUGUGUGUAAAGAAUGUAUUAUGUGUUUCUGGGUGUGUUUGUGUGUGUCAGGGAUGCAUUGUGUGAAUCUGUGUAUGUAAUGUAAUGCUGUGUGUCUGUAAUGGAUGCAUUGUGUGCUUCUGUGUAUGUGUGCAAGGGCUGCAUUGUGUGUGUAAGGGAAGAAUGGUGUGUGUGUGUGUGUGUGUGUGUGUGUAAGUAAGGGAAGAAUGGCUGCAUUGUGUGUGUAAGGGAAGAAUGGUGUGUGUGUGUGUGUGUAAGGGAAGAAUGGUGUGUGUAUGUGUAAGGAUGCAUUGUGUAUGAGUGUGUAGUGUGAAAGAUAGGGUUUGUGGGGUAGGAUAGGGGCUGAGAGAGGAGCAACUCUUUAUUUUUAUUAUAUUUAUUUUAAUUUUAUAUUUUCUUACAUCCCCCUUUAGGGUAUGUCUUACAAGCCCCCUUUUGCAUGUCUUACUCCCCCAAGCCCCUUUGUCUGACUCUUUCCAGCUGCUUAGUGUGUCUCUUUUCCCCUAGGCCUCUCUGUCUGUCUCCCCCACCAGCCCUUCUGUGCCUCUUACACCCGUUCCUCAGCCUUUCUGUGUGUCUUACACUCCCUUAGAACUCUCCCCUCAUGUCCCUGAGUUCUCUAUCCCCCCUCCCCCCGUGUCUUUUAGUGGUCUAUCCUCCCCACCAGUGGUCCUUCCUCCUCUCCCUCCCCCCCAUCUUUCCCUUAGUGGUCUCCCCUCCUACUCGCCAGCAAGUGUAUACCUGAAGUCUCUGAUGUGGGUUGUGUGCAUUUUCAUACUAUACCAUAAUGCCACACUGCAUCACGAGUGAAUAAUUGCACACUGUUCUAAUAAUUGUGUAUCGAUACAUUUGCAAAUAAUUUGUCAAGCUGGCUGUUGGCUAUAGUUGUGUAACUGUUGGAGAGUAGAACUUGUGUCCUGGUGAAUGUACCAUGUGCCCUACAGGCAUGCAGUUCACAGGAACUUGUAAGCUUGUCUAGUAGCAUAGGGCUUGCCUUUUUGAGCAUUGCUCAAAAUUAAUUGCAUUAUUGCAAUAUAUUUGGGGAAAUAUGUAAAUUCUUCUGAUCUGCACUGACUAUUUAUGAAAAGAAAUAAACGUGGGGCAAUGUUCCAUGUUUAGCAUUUUAGCAAAACAUUGCCCAUGUACACAUACUUUGUGAUGAAAUUCACAUGAUGGAUAACGUUUCUAGAAACCAGUCAAUAGGACAAGUUUUUGAAUAGGCACUGUAACUGAUUCAUCUCCUUGAAGUGGUUAUUGUGUCUGGAGUCCCCUGGCGCAUUGUUUUGUUGGGGGGAUGGGCAGUCAAGGUUUACAGGUUAUAACUCUAAACAAGGAUCCCCAGAAGCCCAUUCCCUCUGUGCUGCUAGAACUAGCAAGUAAGAAUAUGCCUGAGCAACUCUGUCUGUGAGUGUCUGGAAUUUUGUCAGCCGAUCACCGUGCCCAUUGGUAUGGCUACGGACCUAUAUAAUCUCUGCUUUAGCUAGGCCUUUCAAUAAUUGCUGGCCCGUGGGUGGCUGGGAACCGUCAUUCAGUAUAAACUGCUCAAAUGGAUUAACACUAAAUGAAGGGACAAUGGCAGUGGUUUCCAGGCAUUAUAAACAAUUAAAUGAGAUGAAAUGGUUAUAGUGCCUGCCGUGUCCUUUUAAGCUGUUUAGCAAUGCCCAGAUCCAGACUUGUCCCCUCUGCGAUUAUUCUGUUUAUUCCUAAUUCUGCGGUUGUGUACCAGAACCUGGUAAACUACCAGUCACCGUGAAUCAUCAAGUAUCAGUGGAAAUGAGUAACUCUUAUAUUUGCUUUUUAAUGUCAGAAAAAAAUGGACAUCCGAGAAUACCAGGACGCACAGGCAUUUGCAGCUGAUAUACGGUUAAUGUUCUCAAACUGUUACAAAUACAAUCCUCCUGACCAUGAAGUGGUUGCCAUGGCCAGAAAGCUUCAGGUAAUGGUGUGCUGCUGUAUAAAGUUUAUUUAUUUUGUUUUUUGUUCGUUUUGCGUGGUUUGAGUUCUGUAAAAGUAAUUUCUUGGUUGUUGUUUCCAAGGAUGUCUUUGAAAUGAGAUUUGCAAAGAUGCCCGAUGAACCAAUAGACGCCCCCGCUCCACCGCCUACCGCCGCCCCUGUAGUCAGCAAAAGUACAGAGAGCAGCCACACCAGCGAGGAGAGCUCCUCUGAUUCCGAUACGUCUGAUUCUGAAGAAGAAAGAGCCACGCGUCUGGCUGAACUGCAGGAGCAGGUGAGAGACGACACUGAGGUGAAUUAAAACAAACUUCUUUUGUAAAACAUUUAGAUACUGUCUAACACCCAGAUCAUGGACCUGACUGGAAGUAAUAGCAAAUUAUAGAUCUGUCAAAACGUGUCGUCCUCUCUUACAUUUAAUAACUGUUUUUAGGGAUGUGAGAAAAAAACAUUUUAAAACAUUUUUAUUUAAAUUUAUGUAAAGUCUUAUUUUAUGAGUUACAAUUUUGAAGUUUUUAUUUGAUUUAUCAUUUAUCUAAACAGUCUGUGCUUUUUAUAUAUUUUUUUCCCCCUUACUCUUGCAUUAAACUGUUUAGAUCUUUUUGUUAUGUUUUCAUUUUGUCUCAGUCCUCUCCCUAUGGGUUCUAAGUCUGAUAUUGUGUUGAGGGAUUGGCCUUAAUUUCUAACCAGUAGAACUGUGGAUUCAGUUUGCUCAUAUUUAACUUUGGUUGUCUUUCCCACCGUAGAGGUUUUUUUUUUUUUUUUGUUUUUUUAUUAGCCUUUUUUAUUUUGGAUAGCUGCAAUCAUGGGGUUUUCGCAUCCACUCUUACACAGGAAAAGCAGCUCAAAGGUUUAAUUUAAAAAAAAAAAAAGAAAAAAGAAACACACACGUUUGUUAAUGCAAGACCUCAGUCCUUCCCACUAGAAAAUUUAAUUUAGAACAAGCCCAAAACUCCCCAUGUUCUGCCCUCAUGAGGACAUCACUAGGUCACCCACGUUUUACUGUUGUUUUGGCUGCAGUGAUGGGGUCACGGGUGCCUCUCCCUCGGCUCUUCGGUUUCCAUUAGCCUGUAUUUCCGAAUGCUGGGGACAUGCAGCUCUCUCAAGAUCUGAGUAGGAACAGGAACUUUUAUGGUUUUAUUUGAAGUCUUUAAAUCUGCGUUCCUUAUUAAACCUGUUCCAUGCUGUUCGUUAAGUCACGGUUAUAGGAUCUGGAGGGAGUCUAUCUAGCGCCCUCUACCUCUGUUUGGAGUGCAACAUCAUUUGUGCAUGAUGGGAGUUAGUCGAAAAGAAUUGGGCAAACUAAAUAAGACUCAAGACCAUGCUUGUGUGCAUUAUACAACUGAUACUUGAUGCUAUUGAAUGGUCUGUUUGACAUGCAAUAUUGUCUUGCAAAUAUUUUUCUUUAAAGUUUCAAAGCCUCUUAACAAAUGAAAAUAUUGUGUCAAAACUAACAUCACUAACAUUCAAACAAAACUAACAUUCAUAACGUUUUGAUCUAUAUUAACUAGUAAUCUAAUCUACUAGAAAGAAAUGGAAAUGCAAUUUUAAAAUUGUACAUAAACAAUGUAUAUAGGUGUAUAUAUCCAUCUCAAGGCUUUUGGGAUUGUCACUGUUGAGCAGUGGUGUCCAAAGGACAUCCUUAAAUCUGACCGAGCAUAUUGUCACAUGGAGCUAUCUUUUCAGCACCCCUGCUAUUGGAGAUCUUUUGGGCAGAAAUUGGAUGGUGCAUUUGUAAGAGUUUGUUUUGCAACUUGUAUUACUGCUUAAUCAUUUAUUAACUAGUUACAUUUUCUGAUGGAGUGUGGAUUUUGCCCUUUUUACAAAUUUUGCAAUAAAUUUGUCUGUAGUAAGCCGGGUUCUGUAUCGGUAGGUACUUUCUGACUGUCUACUGACUUACAAUCCUUUGCUACUUACCAUAAAAGGUGGCAAAUCACAAACCCUUUUUCUUAGAAAAGUCCCAAUCUAGAGCAUGUGUUCUCAUCAAUGUGAGUUGCAGACAGGCUGGCUUGGUGAUGCCACAUGCAGUUCUCCUAACUUGAUGUUGCCAGUUGAACGUUGACAUUGAGUAGGAGAUUGAGUUUGGAGGUUAUCCAGUAAUUAACUUAUUCUAGCAAUUUAUGCUAUCGGUCUAAUGUUUCACCAGUUAAAAGCGGUGCACGAGCAGUUGGCUGCACUGUCACAGGCUCCGGUGAACAAACCAAAGAAGAAGAAAGAGCGGAAGGAGAAGGAGAAGAAAAAGGAAAAAGAAAAGGACAAAGAGAAGGAGAAGGAAAAGGAAAAAGAGAAGCACAAGGUGAAGAAUGAGGAGGAGAAAAAGAUCAAACCUGCUCAGCCGGCAAAGCCAGUCCCGCCCAAGAAAGCUCCUGCGAAGAAGGCAAACAGCACGACCACCACCACAUCCACCAACACCACCACCACAGCUACCACCGCCACCUCCAACAGGUUGGUGUCUGUCCAUGCCACUGGUCAAACGUUUAAACUUUUUUGGUGGAACUAGCCAGUUGUUGAUUAAAGUAGCAUUCAAAGCACCAUAAACACUACAGCCUGCUGUAAAGAUUAUGGUGUCCGAAGUCUGCUGGCCCCUACCCAGUGUUAAGAGUCAAACAAUUUGCAAGUUCUUUGGUUCCCCGGCUCUUUGUACUCUAGUCUGAAGCCUACUUUGUGACAGCUGGAGUUCCCCUUCAGCAAUAUAAAUUCUGCUACAGUAGGGUCAAUAAGUAUAUAGUGUGUUUGUAUAUCUGUAUAUCUUUCAGUAGACGUAGGUGCAAUAAAUACAGUAAGUGUACCUUGUAUGCAUGUUUUAUUUAUAUAGCACUUUACAUUAGAGGUUACAGGAGAGACAGAUCAGUAAGUGCAGAAGUUGUUUUAGCUGAUUCGGUUUAGGUGGGUAUAUUUGUCUCCCUGUCCCAAUAUGCUGUAUGAUUGGGAACUUUAUGCAAGUCUCACCUUUAUAAUGGACACUGUAGGCAUUGUAACUAAUCUCAUGUCAUUUAAGUGGUUAUAGCGUCUAGAGUCCCUUGGCGCUUUCCUUAUGGCUAGAAGGAAGUGUGUAAUAUCUGCCUUAUCCAUACCUCUAGUAAUAGCUGGGCUGUGGGUGGCUAGGGACCCUUAUUCGGUGUUAAACCAUUUCCAAACAGUUAAACACUAAAUAGAGGGACAGUGCCAGAGGACUCCGGGCACUAGAACCACUUCAAUGAGAUGACAUGGUGAUAAUGUCUACAAUGUGCCUUUUUAGGAGCAUAAAAAUAGGGAAUGUGUGUUAGGCUGCCCAUAGAGAGCCUUGGCAGAAGGGUAUAAACUGUAGCUGUUGUGUAAUCAUUUCAGGUUCAGGAGGUUUGGAAAUAAAAUUAUGAAUAAAACAAUUUACCUAAAAUGUUAAGUAAAUGUCUUUUUAAUUACAUAUCUAGAGAACAUGAAUUUAAACAUCAAUCUAUGGAUAGAUGUAUUUAAGGUCUAAUUUAAUUAUUUCUUUUCCUCUCCCCUAACGCUAGCAAGCCACCUAAAAAGGGAGGGAAGCAACCGCCCACCGCCCCUUAUGAUUCUGAAGAGGAAGAGGAGGGAUUACCCAUGACCUACGACGAGAAACGUCAGCUCAGCCUAGACAUUAACCGGCUCCCAGGAGAAAAACUGGGCCGAGUAGUUCACAUAAUACAAUCCAGGGAACCAUCCCUAAGAGACUCCAAUCCCGAUGAGAUUGAAAUUGAUUUUGAGACCCUAAAGCCUACCACUCUGCGAGAACUGGAGCGAUACGUCAAAUCGUGUUUACAAAAAAAGCAGAGAAAACCAUUUUGUAAGUAGUUUUCUUUAUUUCCACAUUAUUAUAAUUUUUUUAUAUUUAUAUAGUAUUUUUAUUUUUUUAAAUUUUUUUUUUUUUUUUUUUAACCAUGCACAUUGAGAUCUCAUUAAACUAGUUUUGUCCAUGGGGCAGUAGCCUAUUUAGUAAUUGUACCCUACACCAAAAAUUCAACCUCCAUUGAAAUGGUUUAGCAUCAAUCAAAAUGACUGAGUCCCUGUUUGAGCCUCCAGUUUACAAGCAAUGAUAUCUUUAAAGGGAAUCGCAUACAAUUAUUUUAUGUAUUUGUUUACUUUAUUUUAAAUCAGGGUAACCAUUCUCUCUUCAAGAAGGGAAAUGAAGAUGAAAAACGUAAAGUAAAGCUGCAUUUGAAUAAACGUACAAGGGUUCUGUUUAUAACUUUUUUUUUUUUUUUCUGCUAAAUUUUCCUCCUAUUACGGAAUCUGCCAGGCUUCUUUAGUGGGUGUUAUUCUUGCAGGCACGCUAUAGAAAAGAAAAAAAAAUGUGAUAUUGCAUAUUACCUGAUCUGCUUUAUUGUAUUCUAAAGACUAACAUUUGUGUACAGUUGUCAAAUAAAAGUACACCUUCCCAGCUGAGUUCUUGAUGAACUUGCACGAAGAUUGCUCAAACCAAGAGUCAGGUGGGGGUAAACUGUCUACCUGUUUUUGCAAGUAUAGUAACGAGCCCCAUUCCAGCAUUAGCUGACUAAAUCAGACAAAUCUUUCUUUAGGAAAUAGUUUUAUUUACAAAAAAAAAAAAAAUUAUUAAAAAAAUGACUAUUUUCCUGUUUAGCUAAUUGUGUUUUUUUUUUUUAAUUUGUAACAAAACAUAAUGGGUAUUAAAAUGUGACGUAGCGUUUAAAAAUAAAUAAUAAUUAAAAAAAUAAAUAUAUAUAUUAUAAUGUAUAUUUGACAUUUUUAACAUGUUACAAAAUAAUAGGGCAUCCAUAUUUUUGUUGUUAAACUUGGGGGACGUUGGGGGUGAGGCAUUGUUUUAUAAAGUGAUGUAUAAAUCUAGAAAUCAGAAAAACACUUUAAAAAGAUCAUAUUGUCAAACAAAAUCUUAUAUUUUAUCAAAAUGAGUUUGGACAUUUGUAUUUUUAUCUGAUAUUGUGAAACGUUGCUAAAUAAUUAUGGUUGAUGAUGCUAUAAUCAAAUGAUUGGGGAAAUGGUAGGGGUCUCAAUGAUCAUUCCCGUAUACACAGCCCUGAUGCUGGAUAUAAUACUAUCGGGGAGAUUUAUCAAAGUAUCUCUGCUUUCCCCUCUUAUAUUUGCUGCCUUUUAAAAUUUGUAGGAUUUGUUUUUAAUUUUAUUUUUUGCUGAUGUAACGAUUUUAUCAAGAUUUCCACGAGUGUCAGACUUUUUUUCACCACUAUAUAAAUUUGGCGGUCUCUUGAAAUGGGAAUUUCUGUGAAAACUUACUAAAAAGGAAACCGUCACUUUAAGGAAAAUAGUGAGAUUUAACCACCCCUUUUCAGAACGCUUUGGUAAAUAUCCCCCGGUAUGCUAACAUGAGUGAAUUGUGCUUUCCUAUAAACACCUCUUUAUAUUAUUGUAACAUUGUAUAUACAAGUUAGUUGGCCCCAAUUAAAGGGACACUAUAGGCACCAAAACAACUUAAGCUUAAUGAAGCCGUUUUGAUGUAUAGAUCAUGCCCCUGCAGUCUCACUACACAAUUAUCUGCCAUUUAGGAGUCACACAGCCUGCAUGAAAAAAUUUUCAUUUUCAAUCUUAUGUGACAGCACAGUGUUAACUUUAGAAGUUUUCAUCUGCUGCUUUGUUAAUCGAACUUUAGUCACACUACUGAAGGCUCUUAACAUAAAAUAAUACAUUCUAAAUUAAACAGACUGUGCAACAAAGGUAGUUUAAAUAAUUAGAUCUCUUUGCUGCAAGUGUUUAGGAAGGCUGUGCAUGUUACAUGCAGAGCAGUUUGACUAGGGCUGUAUAAAAUAAGUGAUUUAACUCCUAAAUGGAGCGAAUUGAGACUGUGAGGGCAUGAACUAUACACCAAAACCACUUCAUUAAGCUAAAGUUGUUUUGGUGACUAUAGUGUCCCUUAUAUGUAUUACAUAGAAAAUUAAAAUCGUAUCCUUUUGCAGAUGUUUAUUUUCCGUGUUUGUGGAUAUCUCUAAGCCAGUGUUAGCCAUCCUAAUUUCAGUAAAAGUACUGAAAAUCUAAAACGCCCUUUCAGAAGAGGGUUGUUUGGUUUUUGUUUUUUUGUUUUUUUGGUUAUAUAGUUAAACACAUUUCCAUUCAUCAGAAAACAUGGAUAGUGACAGCUGAUAGCAGCUAUAUUGUGGCUCCAUUUGUGGUUGCAUGAAUGGAGCUAUAGAGGCAAGCACAUUACCCGUCCGGAAGCUGUCAGUGAUGAUGGAGAUUCUUAUAAUGUGUGCCUACCCCAGGAAUAUACUCCAUACAAAUAGUGUGUAUCACAAGUUUAGGCUUAUAUUUCCCACUAUCACCCAGAGUAGGGGUAGGCAACUUUGAGCACUCCCAAUGUUGUGGACCACAUCUACCAUGAUGCCUUGCCAGUAUUAUGUUACCUAUGUAACCUGUUCUAGCUGUUGUAGAGUACCUCGUUUUCGAACUUUCAAGUUUUGUUUUUGAGAAAUCUUUUACUGUGCUGGAAAUCCCUCCAGUACAAAGUGUAAUCCAAAGCAUCUAUUGUGGUACACAUUCCCCUCUAAUUUUACUUUGCAUGAGUAGCGUUUUAGAAUUAGAUAUCGGUGAAGUUUUUAUCAGAGAGCAUGGAGUUUCUUUCCUACAAAUAGAGGAAGGCUGUAGGAUACACAAUAAGUCUUUCUUUGCACCCAGAUUAGCACAUGCCUUGGUAAAUAUCCCUAUGGAGAUAAUAUUGGUUUCCAUGGUGAUUUAUUCCUUUUAUAUAUUUAAGGGAAACUAUCACUAUUGUAUUUUUUUAGUUUGUUCUCCCUCCCCCCUUUUAAAUUUUAGAUACAGGGGACGGGACAAAGGCAAAUGACCUGAUAAUCCAGCACGGCCAGAGCACACAUUGCUUUGGAGGAGGAGAAUCAACCACCGUUUUUUGUUUCUCCUCUUCUGCCUAUUCUGAAAGUCAGGUGCAAAGGACAGCACGUAUAACAAUGAUUGGUAGGGUGCAAAGAUGAAGGAUUUAUAAAUUAAAUUUUUUUUUUUACCACAAAAACACAUUUUAUUUAAUAUAGGGGAUGAGUAAACAUGGGAUAAAUAAAAAUUGGAAAGUGACCGUUCCCCCUUAAAGACUCAAGCAGCAUCUCCCCUCUAACAAAUUGUUACAUUCUCCACUGCAGGAGCCAACACUUUAAAAGCAUUUGAGACCCAGAAUGUAAGGAGCAGACCAUAGUACACUCAACAUGAUGUGCACCCUUCACAUGGACCAGAAGCAUAGUCUUUUUUUGCGAGUGCGUGGUUGUAGCCUGCUCCCCUCUCUUAUUUGACAAAUGUGUGUUGGCUGAAGAGGUUCAUAAAGAUAGUGGCUUCAUGAAGUGGAAGAAUGUGUGUGUAUAUAUGCAAGCUGUAUCCAAUAUAUUGAAAAUAGUGUGUAGAAAGCCAAACCCGCACCCCAUAGUGUCCUGUUAAAGCUAUUUUAGGUAUCCUUCUAUGAUGAAACAUUUUAACUUGUCUAUUUUGUUCCCUUUUUUUUUUUUCCACAACACAGCUCCUGGCAGCUGGUCCAGCUACCCAUCUGCGGUGUCACCACACUCCGCUGUGCGAGGCCAUAGUGAUGUCACGCACCCCUCCCCAUUAUCCUCAAGGAGGCACGUGAUCUCACGGAGGCCAAACACCUGGCGGAGCGAGGUGACAUCACCAAAAAGUAGGUGUAACCAUUGACUUGUGUGGUAGCGGGUUUAGACAAUGAUUUGGUGUGUUUGUGCAAUGGGGGGGAAGGGGUUUAUGGGUUGUGGGGGGUUUUUUUGUUUUUUUUUUAUUUAUUUUUUAUUUUUUGUUUCUUGGGUUUUUUUUCUUUUUGGUUUUGUCUUUUCUUAUACAUAUAUAAUUCAGAACCUUGAUUGUGUCACAAAGACAAAUGGAAUAAAUACAUUCUAAUGUUCUUAAAGAAACAUUUUCAGAAUGAAAGUCAUUAAUUCUUCAAUAAAAAUUAAAUAAAUAAAACAAAUUGUGUGACCAUCAGUGGUUCAGCCAUUUUGAUUUGAUCCACAUCCACUUGAACAGAUUCAAAAUUCUUUAAUUGUGGCCUGUUGGUGUGUUGAGAUCUUGAGAUGAAUAAAUAAUUUAACGGUUCUGAUAAUUUAACAAUAAAGGGCACUGAAUGUAUUUUGGCUUGUCGCUGAUCGCUGAACUUUCCCCGCAGCAUCGGGGAAGAAGCAAGCUGUAAAGUCCAAGGAGGAGUUAGCUCAGGAAAAGAAAAAGGAGCUGGAGAAGAGGCUCCAGGACGUGAGCGGUCAAUUAAAUAACAAGAAACCUACAAAAAAAGGUACAGUUUGAAAACCCAUACUGGGUACAUUUAAGGGGACUAGACUUCCCCUUUAACCUAGGAUGCUCAUUAAAACCUUCUGCCUGGUGGAGUUUUAUGUACUGAGUCAGUGAAUGUGUAUUCUCUUGCUUUUGGCUAACAUUUCCAUAAUUCUCUGCCUCACAGAGGGACAUGGGAGUUGUAGUCCAAAGGCUGACCUGAAGUUGGUAAAUCAGGAUCUUGAAUAACCAUUUGGGGAUUUCUGUAAUAUUACGCACUUUCUUGUUAAUUCAAUUAAUUUAAAGGCUUAAAGAUCAAUGAGCAAAAAUCAAUGAGUUUUUUUUUUUUUUUAACCAAAUUUUUUUUAUUUAAUGUCCUGUAGAGGGUCUAUUCCAAAAAUAAAUAUAUUUUCAAACAUUUCAACCUAAAAUUUUAUUUAUAAAUUUAUUUUGUGUGUGUGUGUAAUCUAUAUAGGUAUGUAAUUUUAAAGCCAUCUUGCACAGCAUUUUAUUUUAAAGUAAAAAAAAAAUGUACAAAUGUUCCAGGGUCGUACAGUGCAAUAUUGAAGGUUGCAGGGAUUCUACUUAUAGGAGAGUACUUUUUUUUUUUUUAUGUAUUUAUUUUCUAAUACUUUAUGUUGUGAUUUUAAAUGUGUCUUUAUUUUUUGAUUAUCAAUGAUCUUGGUUCAAUGAACCAGUGCUCGAAAGUAAUCUUAAUAUUUUCAUGUGUAUCACUUUCUAAAAUAAGAGAUUCCCUUUAAGAAUACCAUAGGCUUGUAGACCAGGAGUAGAGGGCAAAGUGUAAUAUUUUGUAGAUUUAAGAUCCGUACAAGUAUUGGCAAAACUCCACAUCAAAGUCAGAAGCAUCAAAAUGUCAUUGUUUGUGGGGUUUUUUUUUUUUUUGUUUCCCAUGUUUUAAGCAUGCCUUUUUAUUUUAUUUUGCAAAAUUAGUUUUAAACAUUCUGAGUUCUGUCUGAACAUGCUGCCUGUCUGCUUUCUUUUUUAGAAAAAUCCAGUGCGUCUGGAGGUCCUUCCCGACUCAGCAGUAGCAGCUCGUCCUCCGAAUCCGGCAGCAGCAGUUCGAGCGGCUCCAGUUCAGACAGCAGCGAUUCAGAGUAAAUUUUGGUUUCCAUCAAUAUGGACUUUAUGCACACAAGACCAUACAUCUAUCCAAUGUUUCCAUCAGAGGCCCAUAAAAACAGUUCACUUUUUCGUGUGCCGUUUUAAAAACAAAAAAACACAAAAACUUAAAGACAAGAUUCAUUCUAUUCCUCUAUCCACUCUGUUUUUUUGUAUUUUAUUCUAAAGAAAAAAAAUGAUGCGAUCGCAGAAUUUUUCCAAUAGGGCAAAAUGGUGCCAGCAAUAACCAACUACGCAAAAGGCACCAUUGCUUUUAUUGGAUUUUAUGAAGGUUUUACUUUGCAGAAACAUAAAAAGCUUUUUAAGAUUUUUAUUUAUUUUAAAUUUUGUCACUGAUUUGGCCUGUGGGUGUCUUUUUGGAAAGGAACUUUUAUCUUUAAACGCAGGCUCAAAAUAGCCCAGUAUAAUGUUUUCUCUCUUCUCUAUUUUAUACCAGCCCUAGAUUUACAUUGUAUGUUUCACAUGGUACUUUGACACAAAGGACACCCUGCCUUGUAACGAAGUAGGUGAUUCUAUAAUUGUACCUAGAAUUAUUAAUCAGAAUCUACACUAAAUGAAAAUGUUAUAUGGUUUUUUUCCCCCAGUUUAAACUAAAUAUGGACAACUCUGCUGAAGGCAUGGAUAAGUAAUUAUUCUACAAAGAAUAUUUUGUUGCAUUUUGGGAUUGGGACAUAUUAUUUUUAUUUUUAUUUUCUCUAUGUAAAAAAAAAGAAAAACCACAAUUUUUUUUUUUUUUUUUUUACAUAAUGCAGCAAAAUAUCAUUUCAUGCAUAUUUUAUUUCCUCCCUUUUUACCAUUAUCUGAAUAGCCUAAAGUAUUUUAGUAUUUUUAUCCAUACAUCGAUGUCUCUCUCUUAAUCGCUUUGAAUAUCAACCUCAAAAUAAAUGUCAAAGAACAUGGACAAGAACCAAAUUCACACUGCCUCCGUAGUAUUCCUGGUGAAUAAAGCUCUGUUUGAGGCCUCCUGUUGCUAGAGGCAGAGGGUUUUUUUUUGUUUUGAUUUUUUUUCCCCCAUGUUAACACACCUCACCCCUUUCCACUCCAAAUUUAAAGCUGUUACAAUUUUAAAAAGUGUAAGAAUUGUCAAUGGUGAAAAUCCGCAACAUUUUUAAAUUAAACUUUUUUUUAAAUUUUUUAUUAUUUUUAUAAACUCUCAAUUCUAGAAGUGCUUAGGAAAUCUUUUUUGAAUUGAAUCCUUCUGAAUCUUUUCGAUCUUACGUUACAAAUAGAAUUCUCGUGAUUUCCAGUCUGGUUUUAGGAGGUACAAGAGACAUGCGAUCUGCCUCUUCCAACAUUGACCGUUUGUGUAAUGAUAUAGCAAUUUGAGUGACCACCUACAAAUAUAUAUCCACAAGACAGAUAUGUGCAUUCUAAGUUGCAUAGAAACAUUUACGCACAUGGUGGUUUAAAGGCAAAAAAACAAGCUGUCUGUGUUUUAUAGUUCAACGUUAUUAAUAUAACUCGGUGGAAAGGCAGCAAGAUAGUUCAGUAGGUUAAUACUCUGAAGCCUUCAGGUGGCACAAAGCUCACACAGUCCAAUUUAAUUCCCAGGGAGUCCAUUCAACCGGACAUCAAAAGUGGUACAAUUAAAUUGAAUAACCGAACCAGUGGUUUCUAUGGUGCUUUGGUAGCCCUGACUGCUCUUUAAGAGCCACGUAUUUUAAUUCAAUGAAGAGCGUUUCUUACGGUUAUUGUCUUAUUAGAGUUGGGUGCUAAAAGUAGAUUCUCAAAUUCGAAGCUUAUUCCAUACUUUAAAUUUAAACGGAC